Molecule: messenger RNA, 444 nt
Organism: Papaver somniferum (opium poppy)
Lineage: Eukaryota; Viridiplantae; Streptophyta; Magnoliopsida; Ranunculales; Papaveraceae
Product: ESCRT-related protein CHMP1A-like
Exons: 1
Coding region: 1-444 (147 amino acids)
Source: RefSeq, a predicted model, not a curated record
AUGGAAAAAGAAAUAGAACCCGAAAAGCUUAAGGUCAAGAAUGCAAUGGAAAAAGGAAACGAGAAGCAAAUUCGAAUUCACUUUAGGAAUAUGGUGCGCAUGAGACAUGAGGUAGUAAAUUAUCGUCAAAUAUCUAACCGUCUAGACUCCAUGGUUGAUUACUUUGACAAAGAACCGGAAGAAAGUAAGGUGCUUAGUUCGAUUCCAGCAAUAGUUGAGUCCAUUGAUGCUUCUUUAACAAGUGGAAAUACUAAAAACAUGUUGAAAACAAUGGAUCAAAUAAAAAAACAGUAUUUUGAUGAUGAAAUUGUGGCGAAAUUUACAAGUUCGUCGGCUACUGAGAGCACACCAAUUGCAAUGUCAGAAGAUGAGGAAAUUAGCGCUUUGAUCAAAAAAAUAGCCGCCGAAUAUGAUUUGAAGGCUUCUAUAGAGUUAGAACCAUAA